Colletotrichum destructivum is the source of this 2976-nucleotide messenger RNA. RefSeq lists its product as uncharacterized. The coding region runs from base 416 to 1984 and encodes 522 amino acids. The record is from RefSeq and is a predicted model, not a curated record. The transcript has 2 exons. NCBI's taxonomy places the organism in Eukaryota, Fungi, Ascomycota, Sordariomycetes, Glomerellales, Glomerellaceae.
CAACACACGACUGACACCAGGCACAGGAGUUUGCGACCACUACCAACUCCUAGGUACCUAGGGUACGUUGUGCCGCCCACUUACCAACUUAGUUUCUCUCAGCCUCUUCUCUCUCCUCCGCUCACCACACGCGCACACCAGCACACCAGCACACACCAUGCUGCAUCAUGGACCUUGCGCACCCCCCCGCCGGGAAAAGUCCCAUAUUUUUCCCCUGCGGGAUUAUUCACAUGCCGUCGUUCCCAAGCGGGUGCACGGUUGUACAGCUUAUCCCUACCCUUGUCUCUCUCACACUCCAUCUCUCUGAUCCUCGUCUCCAGCGAGAUGUGUGUGUGUGUGUGGCCCGUACAUCGUGUGUGCAUGGCUACAAAGGUGGUCCAAAGUGCCACCACCCGCCAGUCUUUACAUCGUUCCCAUGUCAGUGCUGCUGCAAGUGCCGCAUCCGAGAAACCAGGCACAGUCGGCCUACUGCGCUUCCCACACAUACUGCUGCAGGCUCAUACAUAACCCAUCGUCGCUGUCCGUCUUCCUGUCUGAUCCCGUUCUCCGAGAGCCUCUUGCAAGAGACCCCGGCCCUUCGUCUUCCCGUUCACGAAGGUCUCUGAUAUCAACCGGCUCCCAAUCCAACACCGGAGUCGUCGAACCCGACUUGACCUGGCCAAGAGGAGCACAAAACGAGGGACCAUCGCCCCCGCCACCACCGGAGGACCCAGUCCUGACUCCGGAAAUCCCAACCCAGGAGCCUCCUCCACCGCCUCCUCCUCGUGAAGAGCCGCCGCCGCCGCCACCGACCCCGGAAACUACGGCACUAGCCGGAGCUGGAAAGUCAUCAACUUCGCCAUUCAUUCCCGUACUUUCUACUUCAGGAGCAUCUGGACCUGCUUCAGUAACUUCCUCCCCGACGCCGACACGCUCGUUUCCUCCGCCAUUCGUUCCACAGUCGAGCACGCCUGCUUCCAACUUCCCGCAGCCGUUUCCUAAGCCGAGCCCGCCACCCAGGUUGCCUCAGUCAAGCUCACUGGCACCCGUGGUCAUUGUAGUUCCAGCACCGACGUCGAAGCCGCAGAUCCAGGUGCCACCCGUUGCUCAGCCGACUGAUGCCGGCAGCAGACCCCCGUCGUUCUUGGCGCCAGCUGCACCUAGCUCAACAUCACUGACGGACCAGCACGGCGCCAUGGGCGGCAACAACUCCCAGGGAAGUGAUGGCAACCAAAGCCUCGUCGUUGCUCUCAGCAGCGUCUUUUCAGUGCUCGGUGUGGUCAUCAUCAUAGGGGCAAUUUGCCUCUGUUACCGUCACCGCCAUGGCCGCCUCCCGUUUAGUCGCCGGGGUAACAAGCCCAUCGACGAUGAGGAGAUUGAGUCUUGGAAGGCUUGCCGGACGAUUGAAAAGUGCACUACAAUCGUUGUCGACGAGCAUAACAAGCAUGGCUCGUCUGACUCCGUCCGCAAGCCAGCCAGCGUCAUCGUCUAUCAGAACCACGGCCAUUACCAACCUCGCGUUUCGACUGACACGGCCUCGCGCUCUAUCCACCACAAACGGAGCAUGGACAAGAAGAGCAUUGAACUUCCGCAGACCCCCGUCCUCGCAAGAGCCCCUAAUGCCCGUGUUGGCCUCACGGAUGACACCAUCGAAGGUGACCUUGCCUUCCUCCCUUCUCCGAAACGCCGAAACUCGAGGCUAUCCAAGCUGCCGCCGUUGUCCCCUCGUCACGGCAGACAUCGAAGCUCCCGUAGCAGCGCCAGCGUCGGUACUCUACGCGAUCACUGGUACGGCUACUACACCGAUAUGGAGCUGUCACCGCGCGCAUCUACAGAUCAUUACGACCACAUGCCCUCCUCUGCGCACUCAGAUGGCAAGCACCAACACGUCUACAUGUCUUCCUCGAACCCUCCUAGAUUAUCACUAGAUGACGAGUUCUAUCUGGGUGGACUUUCUCCCCGUCCUCUUCUUCGGCAAUCAGAAAUUGGACUCGCCGUAGGUUGAGGCGAGGACCAACGACUAGAACAUGAGGCGGUGGCUACGCUGGUUCAUGGAGGGACUUGCCACCCGACUCCACCAUCCGUUGCAACCAACCAUUUCAAUUCUUACAGCAAUAUUUCGGAAACCUUGCAGAUGAUAACAUACGACACACGCUAAGAUAUUCCAUCUGUUUCGGCCUUCGCACUUUUCCCGCAGGUCUGGGAGAUUGCGUGUGCGGGGUGCCGUUGAGCAUCCGAUUCACGCCUCAAUGGAUGGUAGCUUAUUACAACAACCCCUUACGACAUUGAAACCACUAUCAUGACGUGGUGUGUGAGAUUGGUCUAAUCGUUCCGGGACAGUGGCAACCUUCCUUCCCGCUGUUUUUGUCGAGCAUCUUCCUGAUGCCAUCCACGGGGGUGUCGAAGACUUGGCGUGCGCAUGUCACUACUAGUCAAGCCCCUUUCAUUAUGUUCUUAGCUGAAAAAGCAUACUCGCUUCACCAUGUCCAUAUGGACAAGAAGCAUCGAUGUCUGGAACGACGUCUUUUUCUUUGUGGUCUCUGGAACACCGAUCUUGGAGCACCACAUUUGGGAAUGGUGAUGGAUAUACCCACUUGACGAGGACGAUCUAUUACAGCUGCGACGCAGCGCUGUCGUCGACAAUUCCUUUUAUUUUACCUUCUUGAAACUUAUUCCUUAGCAAGACCUGGAUCUUAAUUGAAUGAGCACGUCCACUCGCAACAAUCUGACGUUUUGUCUGCUUCGCCGUCGUGGUACCUGUGACUAAAUUACGAGAUGGCCUGCGGGCUCUUUACCAACUAUGGCAGCAGCCGCAACCGAUGUAGGAAGUCCCAGAAGGGGGGGUUCGUGCGCAAUCCGUUCCCGUUAUGUCACUUAUAUUGGCAAUGUCCGUCGUCGUAGCGUCGAUGUAGACGGAGUACAGAAUGCUCGGCUGUAUCCAGGAGCCUCCAGAAGAGAAAACCGAUUAUAUCAAGAAGCUCGUGUGUGUGAGAGAGU